Molecule: messenger RNA, 1317 nt
Organism: Dracunculus medinensis (Guinea worm)
Lineage: Eukaryota; Metazoa; Nematoda; Chromadorea; Rhabditida; Dracunculidae
Source: the annotation of a GenBank genome assembly
AUGCCCGAUAGUACAGACUGUACAGUUCAUCUCGAUUCAUUAGUUGUAAACGAUUCGGCGGUUAAUGAAUGCUCUGUUCUGUCGUCUUCAAGAAUGGCGAGCAUUAUGGUGAAUAAUCACAGUACGAAUGAUAUGCAACAAAAUCAGUCAACAUUGAGCAGUAGCUCAACACAGAAUGGAUUUUCGGUCACAUCGCUAGCUUCCUCAGAAGAAAAUAAUCAUGUCCUCAAAUUGCCUUUCGGAAUUGCCUCUUUGACAUUGCCUGAUGAUGAGAUUGGUCGAUUGCGGAAUCAUUCCGUUAGCAAUAAUAACAGUGAACACAAUGCCGCAGCAACAGUUAUGUUGCCAAAUAAUUCUUCAUCAGCUUUAUAUAACACGGAACCGUCAAUAUCGGAUGCUGUUCAAGAUUCACAAAUGGGUAGUCGUUCAUCAAGUUCAAGGAGCCCUGAAGAAAAUGGUAAAAGGAAACAACGGCGAUAUCGUACUACAUUCACGGCAAAGCAACUCGAUGAACUAGAAAAAAUUUUCGGCAGAACUCAUUAUCCAGAUGUUUUUACAAGAGAGGAAUUGGCCGUACGUGUUGGUCUGACAGAAGCUAGAGUUCAGGUAUGGUUCCAAAACCGGCGAGCAAAAUAUCGUAAGCAAGAACGGACUCCAGCUAGCCAUCCGUAUGCCCAAGGGCAACAUGCUUCACGUAAUAACCACGGGUCUUUGGCUAAUGCUUUUUCAUUAUUUAAUUCGGCUCAUAAUAAUGUUGAUACAACCGAAGCGACACAUUUAAUGGCUGCUAUGUCUGUAAACCCGUUCGCUCCGAUAUUAACUCCAGCAGCAUUGAUCAAUCCAAGUAUGGUAAACACAUCCGCUGGCAAUCCGCUAAUUCCUUUAGCUGCCGAUCGUCGAUCUUCACCGUCAACACAAGGCAAUGCUGACUCAGUUACACGACCAACUUCAACAAACUCAAACCAGUCAAGUCCCACAAAUAUUUUGGGAAAUAUUUCUUCACCACUAAUGUUGCCACCAGCAACAUCAGCUCCAAUUUUUACUUCAUUCUCCACUUCAAAUCAGCCACAUAUAAUUCCGCCUGAUUUUUCUAGUAUGAUGAUGCAACAACAAAUGUGGGCUAAUUGCAUGCGUGAGCUUCAAAAAGCCACUGAAAAUUUUCCAAACUUCGCUGCUAUGCUUCCUGGCUCAUUACCUUAUCCUAUUGUUGGAGUAUGGCCAAGUUCUCAAAUGAUUUAUGGUGUCGCCAAUAAUCCACCCUCCCAGAGUACAGAAACAAAUAAAAAUGAAGAAGCAAGGUCAUCAAAUAGGGAUUAA